AUAUAUAUAAUUGUCGCUCGACUGUUCAGUUCUCUCAUUGCAACCUAACUUCUUAUUCAGUAGCCCAGUUGAGCAUGCUCCAGUCUCCACCAGCCCCGCACCUCUCGCUCUGCCUGCUACUGCUGCUUUGCCCAAUCAGUCUGCCCCUGAGACGCAAAGCCUAGCCAAUCAGUCGCCUCCGCCUGCUGUUGCCCCGUCUCCAGAACCAACCCCUGUAGCUCCUGUCCCAGAGAGCCAGUAUGGUCAGGCUCCUAUGCACCAGGGCCCUCCCAUGUACCAGGGGCCUCCCAUGCAGCACCAGGGCCCUCCCAUGUACCAGGGGCCUCCCAUGCAGCAACAGGGCCCUCCUAUGUACCAGGGCCCUCCAAUGCAUCAGGCUCAACCAAUGUACCAGGGCCCUCCAAUGCAUCAGGCUCAACCAAUGUACCAGGGCCCUCCAAUGCAUCAGGCUCCGCCUAUGCAGCCAGCUCCGCCCCCACACCAGCCACCGCCCAUGCAGCCGGCCCCGCCCAUGCAGCAGAGCUCCAUCCAGAUCCCGAUGGGACCGCCCCCUCCCAAGGUGGUCAGCACUGCCUGUGUCUACCCUACACAACCAGCUCCAGCUCCUCCCCCGGCUGCGCCUGCAGACCCCUCAAACAGGCCCCCUUGGGUCACCGACGACACCUUUGCCCUGAAGUUUGACCCCAGCAAGACCACCACCACCAGCAUGAAGGUCCAACCGCUCCCUCAGGGCGCCCCUCCUGCGCCAGCGUACAUCCCCCACCCCUCCUCCGCUCCUCCCCCAGCCCCCAGCCCGGCAUACAACCCUGCCCCCGCCCCCGCUCCCUUACCCUCAGUGGCCCGCGGCGUGGCUCAGAGGGCGGAGAGGUUCGCUGCCAGCGGCCGUACAGCCCUCUGUGGAGCUUGCAACAACAUUAUUAGGGGUCCCUUCCUGGUGGCUCUGGGCCGCUCCUGGCAUCCAGAGGAGUUCAACUGUGCCUACUGUCACACAUCGCUGGCCGACGUCAGCUUUGUGGAGGAACAGAACAAUGUUUACUGUGAGAACUGCUACGGCGAGUUUUUCGCCCCCACCUGUGCCCGCUGCAACACCAAGAUCAUGGGGGAGGUGAUGCAUGCACUGAGACAGACAUGGCACACAACCUGCUUUGUGUGUGCCGCCUGUGGUAAGGCUUUCGGAAACAGCCUCUUCCAUAUGGAAGAUGGAGAGCCGUACUGUGAGAAAGAUUACAUUUCACUGUUCAGCACCAAGUGCCACGGAUGUGACUUCCCUGUUGAGGCUGGGGACAAGUUCAUCGAGGCACUAGGUCACACCUGGCACGACACAUGCUUUGUCUGUGCGGUGUGCAAUGUGAACCUGGAGGGUCAGCCCUUCUACUCCAAGAAGGACAAGCCCCUGUGUAAGAAACACGCCCAUGCCAUCAACGUCUAGAUGCUUGGUUGGCAGCCUUACGGGGUGGAGAGCCAGCUCAAUGUACCCCAGCAGCCUGGGUCCUAAAGUGAGGGCAUCGAUGCUAUUGAUGACAAAUACAUUUUGCAGAUCAGUAAUUGAAAUAACGCUACUUGUUUUUGUUCACCAGUACUGAAACUAAAGACAACACUGCCUAAUGUUCCUUCUCUGACAGGAAAUUAUGUGAUGAAAAGUGAUUGCACAGUACACUUUUUAAUUAUGUCACCCUCAACAACAACAAAAAGAAAUCAUAGUUAUAUCAGAGAAAGGUUUAGCUAAUUCCUUUGUUACCAGACUCCUGGUAGGCUUUAGUCCUGGGACUGAUAGUCUAAACACAUGAGACUGGUUUUAGUAGCAGGACUCUAUAGUACACACAAUACAGAUGCCUUAUUUCACAAAGACUGUCCUGUUCUGAAUGUAAAACAAAAACUGAAAAUUAAACAAGAAAUGUAACACAAAUAUAGAGUCCAGUAAAUAUAUCCAGACAGUUUUACAUAUUUACAUUGGGUUUGAAGUAAUAUCACAAUUAUGCCUCACAGUGAUCAAUAGACCAAAUGUGAGCUAAUAUAACUAAUUUUACUAAGUAGUUACUAAUCAGUUUGACUUCGCACAGGAAGUGUAGUACUAACUCAAUUAAGUAUUUAGUAUUUAUUAAACAGUGUUAUUUAUUUGCAUAGGAAAAUAGUAAACAGUGUUAUUCAGUGGGCAGUGUGAUGAAACUAUACGUUCCAUAUUGAAUUAAUCAAUUAUGGCGUAAUAUUGAGACCUUAAGUUCGAUCACAAGAUUGUUUUUGUCUGCCCCCGGAUUCAAGAAAACUCCAGUGGGCAAAAAAAAAAUACAUUUCGCUUUUGCCUUUGAUUUUGUCGUGCCUUUUGUCCUGAUAAAUUUCCUCUAUUUCAUAAAAAAAGAUUGCUAUGCAUAUUCAGUUUGGUGUACAUGUCCAAGUCAACAUAACUCUUUUAGUUUCAAAUGUUACUGGCUCACACACCUUAAGGACACUGGAUGUGUGUGCUGGUGUACAAUUUUUACUCUGAUAUUUGUUUUAUACUGUGUAUUUGGUGUGUGUGUGUGUGUAUGUGUGCAUGCAUGAGUUGGUAUAUGACUGUCUGUGCAUGUCUAUUGGGUCAAAUAAUAUAUGUUUUGUAUAGUGCCACUAGAAUCACUGAGCGUAACUAUUAUUUGACUUACCGUAACUCUAAGAACCAUCAAACACUGAGUGCGUUUUACGUGUUUUUUAUUACUAUCCACUGGAAGGAAAAUUGAGGAUAUCUUACUGGAGGGAAAGGAGAUGGAAAUGCAGACUUGAAUUGUUGGUAGGGAUUUUAAAUUGUCUCCAUAUUGAAACUAGUUGUAUAGUUUCCAACCACUAGGGUGCAAUAUAGUGUUGAUACCACUGACGUGGCAUGCCUCACACUAGUGACUAUUCACUUACCCAUUUAAUUGUUUUAAACUGCUGUCCCAAACUUAGCACCAAGUAUCAAACUUGUGUUUCCCUGGCAACUUAAGUGUGUCUUUUCCUCUGCAUGUUAUUACCCUUUCAUUGUUACUCAAAUGUUCCCCAUCCAUGGGUCCUGUGCAUGAAUUUUAUGUUUUUUUCACAAGAGCAUAGUUGUCAGUAGUUGGCUGAAUUUACCUAAAAAUUACAAAUAUUUUUUGAAUGCCUUCGUGAAACCUCAUUGAGGAUUAUUUCUUAAGUACUGCUUCAAAAACGACAAGUCCUGUUAACACUGUUUUUAUUAACUACUACAAUCUUUUUUUGUCCUGGUAUCUGCAGUACUAUAUCAGUAGCCCAAACUGUGCUUAAUCACUAGUCUCAUUUGAUCAACUUACUAUGGUUCUGAUGGUGUUUUGGACACAUACAGUAUAGUGCUAGUCUAUCAUUUCACCAUCCAUUCCCAACUGACCACAUCCUCUCCUGCUGUCACAGUCAUUCCAUUUAGUGAACAUGUCUCUCUGGUGCAUCAAGUAUUUCUGAAGAGAGACAUACCAUCAGAACUCCCAAUUUCCACUUCCCAUUAAGUAAAUAACAACUGGGUAUUUAUUUCACAAGUAAUUUUAGGCUACUGAGUAGUGGUUCAGAUGACACGUUUAUGACACAUUUGUUCAGUUUGCACUGCUGUAUAUUAAACACUUGCAUCAGAUGUGUAAAGGGGCUGCAUCUUUCUCCAUGUUCUGUAUUUUGAGAAAUGACUUCUAUAGAGUAUGUUACUGCUUUUCUUAGCAUGGGAUACACUCUAUUUAAUCUGAUAAUUUAUUUACUUACUUAAACUUUACAUAUUUU
Osmerus eperlanus (European smelt) is the source of this 3729-nucleotide messenger RNA. Its product is annotated as LIM domain-binding protein 3-like. The coding region runs from base 254 to 1429 and encodes 391 amino acids. Lineage: Eukaryota; Metazoa; Chordata; Actinopteri; Osmeriformes; Osmeridae. Gene Ontology annotation, cellular component: adherens junction; Z disc; stress fiber. The record is from RefSeq and is a predicted model, not a curated record. The transcript is spliced from 7 exons. Gene Ontology annotation, molecular function: muscle alpha-actinin binding; actin binding. Gene Ontology annotation, biological process: actin cytoskeleton organization; heart development; muscle structure development.